GAAAAUCGGAACUGAUUUCAGGUUAUAUGCAAAGCCAAAAAAAUUGAUAACCGAAGAGAAAAUGGCUGAACACCUACAGGGACUGCACAUAUCGCCCGAUUUCACUUCACAUAGUACACCAACGUUAGAGGACUACAGCAGUGACUCCGUGUCAAUGGAAUCGGAUUCCAGUUCAUCAUCCACAGACUGUCCAUUUUCAUCGGCGCAAGAUCUUGAACAAAAAUUACGAAAUGCUCAGCGAAUAACGAUCUGCGAACAAAUUCGAAAGCUACAAAAUGAACCAGUCAUACCACAAGCGAUACUAAGUCGAUUCGAACGACCGUGUACGGCAUUAGUACUGUGGCAGCCGCCUGCAAAAAUAACGGAACUAAUUGCGUUGCAGCGGGAACGGAAAGCUAUGAUGAGUGAUGACGAGCAAGACAAUAACAAUAGCACCUCGCUCGACUACAACAAUUCGAUGGACUUGGAUUUGUAGUGUCACGAUUGUGGCAGCCGAAUUAUGUUGCGAAUUGUUGCUCGAAUUUUCUAAUUGCUUAGUUUUGUGAACGUGGACGACGUGGACUGAAAGGAUUUUAUAAUGAAUGAAAUACACACAAUUUAUAUUUUGGCGGUACCUAA
Messenger RNA from Bradysia coprophila, 618 nucleotides. RefSeq lists its product as uncharacterized. NCBI's taxonomy places the organism in Eukaryota, Metazoa, Arthropoda, Insecta, Diptera, Sciaridae. The record is from RefSeq and is a predicted model, not a curated record.